GAUCGACGUCUCAUUUUGAUGUCUGAGUUGUUAAAUGCAGAAAUGAUGCAUUUUCCAAUAACAACUCCACAAAAUUGCACAAUAAUGUAGCUGUAGAGAGACACUGAUAUUUACCUCCUGUGACACAAGGGUGACAUAUGGUGCAUUCCUCAGGAUCUUCUUGUUCCACUGCUGCUGCUCCUGCUGCUCGUGUAGAGGCGGAGCUGUCAGUUGACGUUGUCGGGCAUCGAGCAGCAGAGAGAGAGAGAGGGGGGGAAGCAGCAUCAGCAUCAGGGCUCUGUCACAUCCUCACUGGAUCACAGCACCAACAGCCUCCGUCCACCCUGACAAGGACAACGCUACCCGGGGACACGAUCUGAAAUUUAGGGAUCUCAUCGAAAGAAGCAACCAUGCUGGCGUGCACAGAGAUGAUCACCAUGUGUCUCCAAUCUGCAAAGCACGAACGCCUGAGGAGGCAGCAGGAGCUGGACCACAACCAGAACCAAGGCGCCUCUAUGUUCCAUGAUAUAUUCCGCCGGGCAGACAAAAAUGACGACGGGAAGCUGUCCUUGGAGGAGUUCCAGUCUUACUUCACUGAUGGUAUCCUCACUGACGAGCAGAUGCAGGAGCUGUACUACUCCAUCGACAGGAAGCAGACAGAGAACCUGGACAUAGACAAACUCUCAGAGUACUUCAGUCCACAUCUGGGAGAAUAUGUCAACGUCCUCUCUGCUCUGGAAAAGCUGAAUGUGGCCAUUUUGAAGGCCAUGGACAAAACAAAAGAGUUUGAAACCCUCUCAGAGGACCGACUCCAGCUGCCUCUCUCUUCACUGAUGAAACAUGCAGAGGAGUAUCAGGGCUCAUCAGUGCUGGGUCAGUUUGUGACGCGCUUCCUCCUGAGGGAGACCACCACCCAGCUACAGUCCCUGCAGUCGUCCCUGGACUGUGCGAUGGAGGCUGUUCAUGACCAAGGUUGCACAGGGAAGAGGAUACUGAAGACGCCCCAGGACCUGCCCAUCCAGAGGGUGGCCAAGCGCCCCGGCCGCCGCAUCCAAAAGAACAUGUGUCUCUCUCCUACUGACCCCUACUCCGGCAUGCUCACCACAGGGGUCAGUGUGGAGCCGGACAACCACUGGGGCUCCCAGAUCAACCAGCUGGAGGAACUCAUAGACAAACUGGAGUGUGAGAGUCCGCAUCUUGAGCCUCUCAAAGAGGACACGUUAGCAGGGACGUAUAAUUCGAACAUUCUUCUGGUUCAGAGGCAAAUGUCUGUGAAGGAGAGAGACGUGGAGCAGGUUCAGCAGGCUCUCAAAAUCUACACAGAUGCCACCAACAGCCAGCUAAACAACCUGCAUGUUUCAGUCCAGAACCUGCCAGACAGAUCAUGCUUCAUCAUGUAUGAAUUUUGGCAGGAUCGUCUCUCCUGGAUGAGCUACCUGCAGUCGUCCAUCAGCAAGACUUUCCAGCGCUGCAUUAUCGACUCACUGGAGGAUCCGGAGAUGGUCUCCACCAUGCUCCUCCCAGCCUCUUGGUGGAUUAUGAACAACAACUGACAGAGCGGAGCAGCCGUUAUUCAACAUCAUUAAAGCAAUUGAAUUUUUUCCUUUUUGUUCCUCGAUAUCUACUUUUUCCUCGUGUCAUGACCAGGAUUGUUUUUGCAAAGCCAUGCUCUGAGGUAAAAGAGUGAAACCAACGAAAACCUUGGAUUAGAAAGAAGAGGCACUGCAAUAUUUUCCUUUAGUGACCAGGGUCUUUCCCCAAUGUUGUUUCCCCUCUGUAUUUGCACAUUUCUUGCUCCCGAUUAAAUAGACACACAAGAAAUUGAAAAAGUUUAAAAAUAUUUGCAUGCUUUCAUAUUCCUCUGUGAUAGUUUAUUUCUCCUAUGUGCAUCUUAGAGUAGAUAUAACGUCAAUGAAACAAUAAUAGAAACACGUGAAGAAAAACUGAUCAGUCCAUCCUUCACUAUCCGUCACUCAUUCUUCAGUACAAACAAAACAGAUGUAGUGGCAGGGUUCACCUGCAUCCUCCUUCAUUCUCUCUGUGGCUAUGUGCUUUGUUGUCCUCUUCAAAGCUCUGCUGCCAAGUGUCCGUUAGUUGGAACCAAGUGAAUAAAUGAGUAGGGUCUAAACUUUUAUCAUCCGUGUGACACUUUUGCACUUUAGAAAAAAGAAGAAACAUGGACCUUAUUGUGACAAACAGAUGUUUAUUGUAGAUUGUCUAUUGAAAAUGUAGAUUCAACUGUUUUAUUAAGCUAAGAGUUGGACUGGAGUGUAGCCAGAAAAUAUAGCAGACGAUAAUUAACCAAAUAACUGCGCAGUUCUCCUGUAAUGUUACUCUAUACAUAAAACUCAAAAAGCCAUUAUUUUACAUUUGCAGUGUGUAAUCAGAAGAGUUAAACGGCACACCGUAUACACACAUAGAGGUUUAUAUUUUGAGUACAGGAAAGAAGCAGAAACUGUUUAAUGUGUAGCGAUUUAAGACGUAAUUUGAGUAAAGAUUAUGUACAGUAGAUAAUAAAAGCUAUGAGAUGUCAGUAACUGUUGUAGAGCACUGGUAAAUGUACAGUAUGAUAGUUUAUGAAGCCUGAUAAAGAGAUGAAUGGUUGUAUUCAUCCUUUGUUUUAUUUCUUUUAUGAAUAAUAUACAGUGGUUAUGUGGAUGUUAUGAUUGUUUUCUGGCAUGAAAUAAAGUUCAUGACACAUUGAUGACAUGGAAA
Pleuronectes platessa (European plaice) is the source of this 2694-nucleotide messenger RNA. RefSeq names its product N-terminal EF-hand calcium-binding protein 1. Bases 390 to 1532 code for a protein of 380 amino acids. Gene Ontology annotation, molecular function: calcium ion binding. The transcript is spliced from 14 exons. The record is from RefSeq and is a predicted model, not a curated record. NCBI's taxonomy places the organism in Eukaryota, Metazoa, Chordata, Actinopteri, Pleuronectiformes, Pleuronectidae. Gene Ontology annotation, cellular component: endoplasmic reticulum; cytoplasm; Golgi cis cisterna. Gene Ontology annotation, biological process: regulation of amyloid precursor protein biosynthetic process.